This is a messenger RNA of Aphidius gifuensis, 1954 nucleotides long. RefSeq names its product probable ATP-dependent helicase PF08_0048. Lineage: Eukaryota; Metazoa; Arthropoda; Insecta; Hymenoptera; Braconidae. The transcript is spliced from 6 exons. Bases 53 to 1954 code for a protein of 633 amino acids. The record is from RefSeq and is a predicted model, not a curated record.
AAUAGAGAAAAAAAAAAAACGAUCAAGAACAUUUAUACCACGUGAUAUUAAAAUGAAAGUAUUAAAACUUGUCAAUAAAUAUCCAUAUAUGAAACUACCAGACAUUCAUCUAUCAACUGGAUAUAAUAGUAUAACUUCUCAACAAAUAAAUAUGUGGAAAAAUCAAUUUGACUAUAUUGAUUCAAGUGAUGAAUCAAAUAACAUUGAUAACAGAAGAAUAAUUAAUGUUGACGUUUACAAUAAGUGUGUUGAACAGUCAAAUAUUAAUUGUAAAUUUAAUGAAAGACAAUUAAAACUAUGGGCACUUGAAGCAAAAGAAAUACGUUUUAAAAAUGAUUUAACAUUUCAAUUUGUUCCUGAUGAUAAAUGGCUUGAUACAUUUAAAAUUGAUUAUUCUAUUCUUGAAGCUGGCAACAAUGAAAUGUAUGUAAUUCCAAAAAAAUUAACUGAUCAAGAAUUACGUGGAUACAUGGAGCCUUGUGAUGUAGAAAUUGAUUUAGUUGAAGAAGUUAAAAAUGUUGAUCAAGUUAAUAAUGAUAGUAAGCAAGAAGAAAAAAUUACAUUAAAACCAAAUAAUAUUGUUGGUAUUAAUAUGAAUAAUAUUGAGAUGAUUAAUAUGAAUAAACAAAAAAUUUUGAGAGAAGAAAAUUUUGCUCAAAUUUUAAGUAAUGUUGAUGAUUUUAUUGAUGAAGAUAAUGUUGAUCCUCUUCAAACAGUUGAUGUUGAUAAUCAUUUGAUCAAUGAAGUACCUGAAUCUGAAAUUAAUGAAAAUGCUUUGAAUAUUUAUACUUACAGUAAAUGCCAAGAAUUUAGUGAAAAAAAAAUUAAAUUUGGUGAUAAAGAGAUACGAGAAUGGGCUAUUGAUGCAGCUAAACUUUGUGCUCUUCCAUCAUCUGAAUGCUCUGACUUUAAACCAUCAGAUGAUUGGAUAAAUAAAUUUAAAAAAACAAAUGGUAUUGUUGGAGAACCAUGGGAUCUUCGAGUCGUUGAAAAUGUAAUCGAUAAUUCUGAAAAAUCUUAUGACAGUAAUCAAAAUUUGUUGGAUCUUCAAAUGAAUGAUACUGAUGAUGAUGAUGAUUUUUUUAAAAGUUUAGAAACUCCAAGUUGUUCUUUUACAAAUUUAAACAUUGAAAAAGAUAAUAAUAAAGUUAAAAAUAAUUGUGAUCAAGCCAACAAACUUGCUGACAUAAAUGGAAAUUGUUUAGAUCUUUCAACUAAAAAAAAUAGCUCUUCACUUGAUAAAAAUAAAAAUAAUAAAGUUGAAUUAGUUGAUUUAACUAUAGAUGAUGAUGAUGAUAAUUCAUUUGCCUGGAGAAAUGGUGCGUUUAAUAUCAAGACUGAUGAUGUUAAUAGUGAAACAAUAUCAUGGGAAUCAAAAACACUUGGUGAAGAAAUAUAUUUAUCAAUAAUUGAAAUAUUACGUAAAAAGCCAUUAUUUGAUGGUGAUUGGGUACUUGAUACACCUGAUAAUACAAAUUGUGAAAUAAUUAAUAUUGAUGACAAUAAUUAUGAUGCUACUCUAAAUUCUCAUCAACGAAUUACUAAUAAAAAUACAGAUGUCGUGAUUGGCGUUGAUCGUAAAUCUGACAAUAAUAAACAUUGUGAUACUAUUAAUGCUGAUGAUGAUGUUGAAGAAUUUGAUCCAGUUGGUGGUGAUGAUGAUUUGAGUAUUGAUCAAGAUAGUACACAUGAAGAUGAUAAUGAUAAACUUGAUGUUCAAGAUGAGCCAAUGUUAAUUGAUGAUAAUCAAAUUGAUAGUAUUGAGACUGUAUGCCUAGAUAAUGAUGAUAUAAUUGAAAAUAAAAAUUCAACAUCUUUAACAGCUGAUGUUAUUGAUAAUGAAGAAUUUGAAACUGAAUAUUUAACAAAUGAUGAUGUUAAUUCUGUUAAAAAUUCAUGUGUCAUCAAUGAAUUGAAUGACAAGAACCAGUACAACAACAACAACAACAACUAA